AUGGCGCUCAAGCAACUUCUCGGUGACGAUCCAGAAUGGAAAGACUGCGAGGUGGGCAAAACGGCGCUCAACUUGACAACACGACUUUCCACGCGCGUCUUCCUGGGCGAAAAGUUCUCGCGCAACCAAGAAUGGCUGGAUCUGACUCUGAUGUAUACCAUGGCCGCAAUGCAUGCAGCCCAGGCUCUGCUCAAGUGGCCGAGCCUCUUGCAGCGUCUUGCCAAUCUCUUCCUGCCCCAAUGCAUCGGGCAGAGGGCGAUGCUAAAGUCCAUCAAGGCUAUCCUGAGCCCGGAGAUUAAACAGCGACAGAAAGAGAGAGCCCUGAUGCAGGAAGAAAAGGGUCAAAUGCCCCCGGGCAAAGACACGAUGGACUGGAUGAGCGAGAUUGCCCGAGGUAGGCCCUUUGAUCUCAUCUCAGGCCAGUUGCAGCUCAACUUUGUGGCCAUUCACACAACGUCGACGCUCAUGUCGGACGUGCUCCUUGAUCUAUGCGCAUUUCCCGAAUACAUACCAAAGCUGAGAGAGGAAAUUUGCCGAGUGGUAUCGGAAAAUGGGUGGAAAAAGACGGCCAUGUACAAGCUGAAGCGGAUGGACAGUUUUGUCAAGGAAUCUCUGAGGUUGCGGCCUCAAAGCAUGAUCACCGCUAGGAGAAUGACGACAGAGGCAGUAGCACUCCCAGAUGGCACCAAGAUACCCAGAGGUAGCAGCGUCAUGGUGCCUACCAUCACAGCCAUGCUCGACCCGUCCAUUUACCCGAACCCGCACCACUUUGACGGAGAGAGAUUUCUUCGAAUGCGAGAGCAGAAUGAAAACGCAGCGCAGCUUGUCACAACUGGUGCAAACUACCUUGGCUUCGGCAUCGGGAAGCACAGCUGCCCGGGUCGUUUCCUUGCGGCCAAUGAGAUCAAGGUGGCACUGUGCCAUCUUCUGCUCAAGUAUGAUGUCAAGUUUCCUGACGGGGUCAGCCGUCCUGACCCGAUGGCGUGGGAGACUGCAUACAUGAUCAAUCCGGGUGCACGGGUGUUGAUAAGACGGCGCCAGGAGGAGAUUGUCCUAGACGCGUGA
This is a messenger RNA of Akanthomyces muscarius, 1065 nucleotides long. RefSeq lists its product as uncharacterized. Gene Ontology annotation, molecular function: monooxygenase activity; heme binding; oxidoreductase activity, acting on paired donors, with incorporation or reduction of molecular oxygen. Bases 1 to 1065 code for a protein of 354 amino acids. Lineage: Eukaryota; Fungi; Ascomycota; Sordariomycetes; Hypocreales; Cordycipitaceae. The transcript has 3 exons. The record is from RefSeq and is a predicted model, not a curated record.